AUGAACCACUGUUCCCCCACGUCCAACGACGGCCUCAUAUUGUCCAUUGCUUCUGUAAGUCAUCACAGUACCGAUGUCAUAGGCGUUACAACACCGUUUAGACCGACUCCUAGUUUGUACCACUCGUCGAGACAAACGGCGAGUCCUCUUGCGUCGCACCAAGAUGAGUUUAGAUCAAAAAGGGGAGGCGUCCACUGCUCUUCUCUCUCUAACUGGUCUGAAAGCUAG
Molecule: messenger RNA, 228 nt
Organism: Peronospora belbahrii
Lineage: Eukaryota; Oomycota; Peronosporomycetes; Peronosporales; Peronosporaceae
Source: the annotation of a GenBank genome assembly